AUGGGUAUUAAAAAGAUGUUUAUGAAGAAAGAUCCCACGGAGGAAGAACUCCGUGAGGAUUUGAAUAGGGUUGGUAUCAGUACAAAGUCGGGGAACACAAGAGAAGAAAAAUUUGGUGCAUUCAAAAACUACGCCCAAGAAAGAGCUCAAAUGAGACCGGCUAUGGCCCCCAGUAAUCCAUAUGCAAAGUUGCAGAACAACGAUCCUCCAAAGAAUCCAUAUGCUAGUGGAAGUAGCUCACCCGGGUCGUCAGUGACACCGCAAGCGGGCAAUGGUGCGGGUUCAUCAUCCCCAUAUCUGACUCCAGUCUCUAGGGGUGGUGCCGCCUCCAAUCCGUACGGAAGUUCGACUCGUUACGGGCAAUCACAAUCUUCAGACCCAUAUGCUGCACCAAGCAGACGACAGCAGGCGCAGUCUAGUGGAAGAGACUCAUAUAGUCGACCAACAUCUAGACUGUCAACGGGAGGUACAGCAGCAGUAUCGCAGGGACGUGGUCCAGCAGGUGCAUCAGGCGGAGAGCCUUUAGCAAGGGUAAGCAGGGUGUCAACUAGACAGUCGACUGCAGAUACAGAAUCACUUGAUUUGAAUGCAAUUUCAUCCCAUCAAAUGUUUCACAAUAGCAAGCCAGUGAAGAAGCAAGCUUUUGAUUCAGAGGAGUUGGAUUUGAAUGAGGAGUUCAAUGAGGAGGAGGAUUUAGAUUUGAACUUGGAUAUUCCAGAGGAGGGGGAGCAGGUGAAUUCAGAAGAUGAGGAAGUUGAAGCUAUAAAGCAGGAUAUUAGAUUUGUUAAACAAGAGUCGGUCCAAUCGACAAGAAAUACGCUUCGAAUGGCCCAGGAAGCUGAUGCUUCGGGUACCAAUACUUUGGGAAUGUUGGGUUCACAAUCAGAGAGAUUGUACAAUGCUGAACAGAACUUGUUGUUGGCAGAUACGCAAACACAAAUUGCUGAUGAGAAGGUUAAAGAAUUGAGACGAUUGAAUCGAUCCAUAUUCAUUCCAGCUUAUGGUAACCCUUUCAACAAAAAGUCGAGGUUGCGUCAACAGGAAGAAAACAUCAAGAAUCGUAAAAUGCAAGAGAAGUAUCUUCGUGAAACUAAUCGUCAAAAUAUGUAUGAAAGUGAGCAACGUUUGAAACAGGGCAUCAUGAACAAUGCCACUGAUAAUGAUGUACAUCACAAGUAUCAAAACGAAAAGUAUCUACAACAAGCACAAAGGUAUCAAUUUGAAAACGAUUCUGAAGAUGAUGAAGUUGAAAAGGAGAUUGCUGGUAAUUUGGAUCAAAUUGGGUCCUAUGCGAAGAAGUUGCAUGGGAUUGCCAACACUAUGGGUAAGGAAAUUGAUAGUCAAAAUGUCAGAUUGAGAAAGAUUGAAGAGGAUGCUGACAAAUUGGAUAUCAAUGUGCACAUGAACAGUACUAGAUUGAGUAAUAUUCGUUAG
Messenger RNA from Lodderomyces theae, 1434 nucleotides. RefSeq names its product Sec9p (gene SEC9). The record is from RefSeq and is a predicted model, not a curated record. The transcript has a single exon. Gene Ontology annotation, cellular component: SNARE complex; plasma membrane. Bases 1 to 1434 code for a protein of 477 amino acids. Gene Ontology annotation, biological process: exocytosis; vesicle fusion. Gene Ontology annotation, molecular function: SNAP receptor activity; syntaxin binding. Lineage: Eukaryota; Fungi; Ascomycota; Pichiomycetes; Serinales; Debaryomycetaceae.